This is a messenger RNA of Quercus lobata, 1200 nucleotides long. RefSeq lists its product as uncharacterized. The record is from RefSeq and is a predicted model, not a curated record. Bases 1 to 1200 code for a protein of 399 amino acids. The transcript has a single exon. Lineage: Eukaryota; Viridiplantae; Streptophyta; Magnoliopsida; Fagales; Fagaceae. Gene Ontology annotation, molecular function: zinc ion binding; nucleic acid binding.
AUGACUAUAGUAGCCAAUAACUACCUCAAUGAAAAUCGUCCCUAUACCAAAGUAGUUGAACUCCUGGUCUUAGGUUUCACAGGAAAACUUCUGUCAUGGUGGAACCAUUACCUAACAGAAAAAUCAAAAGAAGAGAUCAAAAGUGUAGUCCAGAAAGAGGAGGAUGGACGCCCAAUCUAUGAUGAAGCCAUAGGUAGAGGUGUCCCAGAUGGAGUAAAUACCCUAAUCUAUACCAUUACAUGGCAUUUCAUAGGGACCCCUAGCAACAUUACAACCAUGAUACAUGACCAGUUAAGUAACCUUAGGUGUCCUACCCUUGGUGAUUACAAGUGGUAUGGGGGUGUCUUUACCACACAAGUCAUGCACAGAAGUGAUUGUAACUCUCCCUUUUGGAAGGAGAAGUUCAUCAACGUUUUACCCAGUCUUUUUGCACAUAAGAUUAGAGAAGCUCUUAGCAACACCUCAGGUGUCAUAGAUUAUGAUGACCUGACUUACAGAGAUAUAUCUAGUAUCAUCCACAGGGAAGGCAUGAAGAUGUGCAUAGAUAUGAAAAUUCAAAACCAUUCCAAUAAGGACAAAAGAAAAGCUAAGUACGAAGUAGGAAACUUCUGUACUCAGUAUGGCCUACCCUUUAUAGCCCCAUCCAAGAGAAAAUCCAAGGAAAAAGAAUACCCUAAGAAAAGAACAAUCUCUAAGUACUAUAGAAGUCAUAAGAAGCCCAGCAACUUCGGUAGAAAUGAUUUCUAUAAGAAAAGCAAGAAGUCCAGAGAUUACCAUAAAGCCAAUAGUAAAAGAAAAAAUCCAAUACAAAAAACAUUCGAUAAGAAGAAUAGCAAAUGUUAUAAGUGUGGCAAGAAAUGUCAUUUUAGGAAUGAGUGUAAAUCCAAAGCUAAAGCUUUAAUUAACACCCUCCAAGGUGACCAAAGCAGCAAAGAGGAGAUUUUCAGGCUCCUAGAACUCAAUCACUCAGACAGUGAGUUCUCCAAUAGUUCUAGUGAUCAUGAGAUUUUCCAGAUUAACCAGUCAUCAUCUUCUAGAGAAUCAUCCAACAUCUCUAGUAGUCCAGACAUCAGGAUAGGAUGUAAAGACAAUUGUUGCAAAAACAAGUUUGUCAACAUUCUUAGCCAACAAGAAGAGCUCUUGCUCACUUUAAUAGAAAAGGUAGAAGACCCAGUUGUUAAGGCCCAAUAUCUUAGCUAG